AGUACUGACUGUAUCUCCACAGAGCUGGCUGACUGAAGGAGACUCAGUGACUCUCAGCUGUGAGGUUACAGACUCCUCUACAGACUGGACAUUCAGCUGGUACAGACAGGUUCCCUACAGAGAUGGCCUACUUCAAUUAAAAAAUAAUCAUAGCUAUGUGGAGCUCCUCUCAGACAGCAGCAGAGGAUCUGGAGGCAACUACACUCUCAGUCCUGCUGCUCUUAAUCACACAGGAGUUUAUAGGUGCAGAGGAGAGAGAGAACAAUUCUUUACAAAGUUCAGCAAACCACAGCCAGUAUGGAUCACUGGUGAGGAAAAUUAUCAACAGUGAUGUGUUGGAGUAUCAAAUAUAGGCGUACACUUGUGAAAAUAAAUGCAGCAUUGAUUUAAAAUAUAAUGGAGGAAUACACUCACCAGCUAUCUCAUUAGGUGCAACAGUUAAAUUGCUUGUUAACACAAAUAUCUCAUCAGCCAAUCACAUGGCAGUAACACAUUUCGGCAUGUAGACACGGUCAAGAUGAUCUGCUAAAGAAAGGAGAUUUGAGUGACUUUAAAUAUGGCCUGGUUGUUGGUGCCAGAUGGGCUGGUCUGAGUAUUUUUUAAAUUGUUUGUCUACUGGUAUUGUUAUGGACAACCAUCUCUAGGGUUUACAGAAAAGGUCUGAAAAAAAAAGAAAAUUUUAAGUGAUCAGCUACCUGGGCGAGAAUGUGCUGUUGAUGCCAAAGGUCAGAGGAGAAUGGCCAGGUAUACUGAACACACAACAUUGAAUAAUUGAAUAUUGUUACAAACCAGGUGGCACGGUGGUGUAGUGGUUAGCACUGUCGCCUUGCACCUCCAGGGUCUGGGUUCGAUUCCCGGCCAGGCUCGGUUCCCAUUUCUGUGUGCAUAGAGUUUGCAUGUUCUCCCUGUGCUUGGUGGGUUUCCUCUGGGUACUCCGGUUUCCUCCCACAUUCACAAAGACAUGUAGGUAAGGUUACUAACUGAUAAAUAAAAAUACAAACAUGAGUUGAAGUAGCAAAAAUUAAUAAACAAAUGUGCAAAGUAACACAAAACUGAUUUGAAAUAUAAUGAAGGAAUACAGUUACAUAACCUGUAAAAAUAUUCCCACUAGUCCGUGAUGGAUGUUUAAGGCAGUUGAAAAGCCCUAAGCACUGGUAGAGGAUUAUUUUCAUUUAUAUAUAAAUUUAAAUUGACCAUAAAAACACAAUCAUAAUAACACAUUAAUUAUUAUUAUUAUUAUUAUUAUUAUUAUUAUUAUUAUUAUAUAUUUUAUUUACAAGUGCAUUAUACGCAUAAUUAGAAUGUUGUGUGUUUAAGGUGAAUCUCCUCCAGUCUCUCUGAUCAUGAAUCCCAACAGAACUCAACACUUUACUGGUGACUCUCUCUCACUGAGCUGUGAGGACCAGAGUAACUCUACUGGAUGGACAGUGAGACGAUACACACACAGUGAGAGAGUGUCAGAUUGUACACAGUGGGGAUCAGUUACAGGAUCUACAUGUAAAAUCAGCCCCCUCUACCCAUCACACACUGGAGUUUACUGGUGUGAGUCUGAAUCUGGAGAAAACAGUAAUCCUGUCAACAUCACAUCAGUCCGUCUUUACAGGACCAUGAUGGAGUUCCGUCCACUCUCUGUGAUGCUCUUGCUGAUUUCACUUAUACCACUGACACCUGCUCAAGGAGCUACUUUAUUAACAGUAGGUUGUUUUAUAGGAAGUGCUAAAGCUGUGGUGACUAUAAAGCCUGAUAAACACGUGUACAGAGGAGAGAAUGUUACUCUCACAUGUGACAUACAGGGAGGAGGAGACACUGAGUGGACAUACAGCUGGUAUAAGGAUAACAACACUUUCCACAGUGAGAGAAAAAACAAAGUCUUUACCAACAGCACAAUAAAGUGGGCCACAAUUAGGUUUAUUAAUGAUUUUGACAGUGGUGACUACACCUGCAGAGGACAGAGACGUGACUCUCAGAGCUCAGAGAUCAGUGAUGCUGUUACACUGACUGUAUCAGAGAGACCAGAGGCAGUACUGAGUGUAUCUCCACAGAGCUGGCUGACUGAAGGAGACUCAGUGACUCUAAGCUGUGAGGUUACAGACUCCUCUACAGGCUGGACAUUCAGCUGGCACAUGCUCAUUCCCAUUAAACACAAUGAUACCAAUAAAAAGGAUAAAAAAGAACUAUUUUUCAACAACAGCAGAGGAUCUGGAGGCUCCUACACUCUCAGUCCUGUUGUUCUUAAUCACGCAGGAGUUUAUAGGUGCAAAGGAAAGAGAAAAGAACAACCCUUUCAAACUAAAUACAGCAAUCAACGGGCACUAUUGAUCACUGGUAAAUCUCCUCCAGUCUCUCUGAUCAUCAAUCCCAACAGAACUCAACACUUUACUAAUGACUCUCUCUCACUGAGCUGUGAGGACCAGUGUAACUCUACUGGAUGGACAGUGAGACGAUACAAACAGAAUAACACAGGAUCAAAUUGUUCACAGUGGGGAUCAGUUACAGGAUCUACAUGUGAAAUCAGCUCCCUCUCCACAUCCUACACUGGAGUUUACUGGUGUGAGUCUGAAUCUGGAGAAAACAGUAAUCCUGUCAACAUCACAGUGCAUGAUGGUAAUGUGAUCCUGGAGAGUCCUGUCCAUCCUGUGACUGAGGGACGUCCUCUGACUCUACGCUGUUUAUAUCGCAGCACAAAGACCUCAAACCCCCUAGCUGAUUUCUAUAAAGAUGGAUCAGUUCUCCAGAACCAGACUACAGGAGAGAUGAUCAUCCAUAAGGUCUCAAAGUCAAAUGAAGGUUUCUACCACUGUAAACACCCAGAGAGAGGAGAGUCACCGAAAAGCUGGGUCUCGGUCAGAGAAAAGCAUCAGAAACCCAAUCACACAUCAGAUCAGAAAUUGAGCCGGUCAGGAGCUGAAGACUCUCAGUCAGGACACACACCACUUCAUGCUGGUCAGACUCUGUUUUAA
Molecule: messenger RNA, 2960 nt
Organism: Clarias gariepinus (North African catfish)
Lineage: Eukaryota; Metazoa; Chordata; Actinopteri; Siluriformes; Clariidae
Product: Fc receptor-like protein 5
Exons: 8
Coding region: 1344-2960 (538 amino acids)
Biological process (GO): cell surface receptor signaling pathway
Molecular function (GO): transmembrane signaling receptor activity
Source: RefSeq, a predicted model, not a curated record